This is a messenger RNA of Megalops cyprinoides (Indo-Pacific tarpon), 991 nucleotides long. It is a transcript of the gene mpzl1l, whose product is annotated as myelin protein zero-like 1 like. The coding region runs from base 103 to 897 and encodes 264 amino acids. The record is from RefSeq and is a predicted model, not a curated record. The transcript is spliced from 6 exons. Gene Ontology annotation, cellular component: focal adhesion; membrane; cell surface. NCBI's taxonomy places the organism in Eukaryota, Metazoa, Chordata, Actinopteri, Elopiformes, Megalopidae.
GAAGAUAGGACGAUAGCUAAGCUAGCUAGUUGGCUAACGACAUUAAAGGAGUGCAAGAAGUACAACAAAGAGCAAAUAUUAUUUUAAUACACACCCUUGAGAAUGGUGAUCAGAUUAAAAAAUACUGCGCAUUUGUACAAGAUGUUGUUUGGAUGUGCUGUAGUUCUUCUUUUCGCUUCAUUUCCGGCUGCUGCAAUAGAUGUAUACACAGAUUCUGAGCUGUUAGUAGAGAAUGGAACCACAGGGACACUCCAGUGCACCUUCAAAUCGAGGGAAGUUAUCAGCAGCGGUGCGUCUGUGUCCUGGACAUUUCUUGCGGAGGGAUCAAACGCCUCCCCAAUCACGAUCUUCCAUUAUUCUGGUGGAAAGCCUUACCCUCCAACAUCUUCCCAGUUUAAAGAAAGGGUAGAGUGGAUUGGAGACCUAAACAAGAAGGAUGCUUCAAUAAAACUGACCAAAAUGCAGUUCAGUGACAAUGGCACCUACGCUUGUGACGUGAAGAAUCCCCCUGACAUCGAUGUGAUGCCCUCGCGCUUGCAGAUACGGGUCGUGAUGAAAGAGGCCCUUCCCCAGACGAACACAGCAGUCAUUGUAGGAGCUGUAAUUGGGGCUAUCAUUGGUCUAAUACUCAUUACAGUUGUCACCUACUUAAUAAUAAGGAGGCAAGAGUCCAAUCACGAUUAUGAAGGCUGCACCUCCACUGAGAGUAUCAGUUCACAAGCAACGCGACUGGGGAAGAAAACGGAGUCCAGCUCGGAGGGUUCGAGAUGUAGCAGCCCAUCCGCCCCUGUUCAGGGACCGGUGAUAUACGCACAGCUUGAUCACUCAGGCAGCAAGAGUGCAAACUCAUUCCACAAGAUGGAUCCGGUGGUUUAUGCUGAUAUUCGUAAAAACUAGACGGUGAAACUGGAGACCGGAACAAGGACUAGGGGGCAGUGACCUGCUCUCCUCUGGAUUCCUGGGUUUGUGAAUAAAUGUUUUUUUAUGUUCA